AUGGCUGGAUCAGAUGAGGUUAACAGCCACCCGAAGGAGAACAAUGAUACUACCAGAAUUAAUAUAACUGGUGCAGAACUACAGGCGUUAAUAGAUGAUGCUGUUACUCGAACUCUUGACAGACAAUAUAAUGAAUCAAGUGAUACACACUCUAAGACUCUAUCUGUGGCUCGUAGUAAGCCCCCUUCUAAAUCACAUGAGUCAAAGGAAGACGAUGUUCAUAACUCGUCAAAUCAAAGGAGUGUUCCGUCUAGACAGGUUGUGCUUCAUCAUGAGGCACCACUUAAGACCUGCUCAUAUAAAAAUAAGUCUGUUAAGGCUUCUGGCGAGGGAAAAAGGGAAAGAGAGGAGGAGAACUCUCAGCGAUCUGACAAGAAGAAAAAGGGAGGUUUUAAGUACAAGAAAGAUUCUGAGUUUAGGAAAAACUCGAGUCAGUCUAAUAACAGACCCAAAUGCAGUAACUGCAGAAAGCAACAUUCUGGAAAAUCUACAAUCGACCCACGUGCUAAAUUGUGUGGAAUUUGCAAGACCGAGGGUCACAAAACUUUAGAUUGCAAGGAGUUGAAGAACGCGACAUGUUACAAUUGUAACGAGGAAGGGCACAUCAAAACCAACUGCCCAAAACUUGUAAAGAAGCAUGGAGAGGCCAGGAAAACGAACGCGUGA
Messenger RNA from Helianthus annuus (common sunflower), 666 nucleotides. RefSeq lists its product as uncharacterized. NCBI's taxonomy places the organism in Eukaryota, Viridiplantae, Streptophyta, Magnoliopsida, Asterales, Asteraceae. Bases 1 to 666 code for a protein of 221 amino acids. Gene Ontology annotation, molecular function: nucleic acid binding; zinc ion binding. The transcript has 2 exons. The record is from RefSeq and is a predicted model, not a curated record.